AAAGGUAGAAAAAAGAAAUUUGUUGCUCAGCAUAAAGUGAGACAAGGUGGUGGAAAUAGGGUGGGAAGAGGUGAUCCAGUUGAUGGCAUGCAACAACUACCUAUUAGUGAUGACAGUGGCUCCUCUACAAAUGAAGAAGACAGGGAGUCUGAUUAUGCAGACAGUGAUGAUCUUGGUGCUUGGGAAUUAUAUUGGAAUUCAGAUGAUGAGGAUGACAUCUUUGUGCAACCGGAUCAUGUUGUUAGCAGAAAUGUCUACUAUAACCCAAAAUGGAAGGUCCCAUAUUUUGAUAUUGGGAUGAGGUUGAAAGAUGCAAAGCAAUUUAGAAUGGCAAUUUGUAAAUACUCCAUACAAAAGCAAGCUCAACUACAAAAGGUCAGGAAUGAACGUACUUGGGUGAGGUUCAAAUGCCAAACAGGGUGCAAAUGGGAGUUGUUUGCCUCUUAUGACCCAAAAUAUGAGUGUUUUGUGGUGAAGACAUACUAUAGGGAGCAUAGAUACUUCAAAUCUUAUGACAAUGAGCUUGUAACUUAUGAGGUUAUAGUAGAUAUUUUUAAAGGAAGGAUUUAUGAAGCACCAUUUACAAAGCCAUCUGAGGUUGUUAAGUGGUGCAAGGCUGAAAUUAAAGUGAACAUCACACUUGACAAGGUAGAAAAGGCAAGAAUUGGGAAGGAUGGGAACAACCAAAUGUUUCCAAUUGCUUGGGCAGUAAUGGAGUUUGAAUGUCUUGAGUCAUGGCAAUGGUUCUUUGAACUAUUGAAAACUGAUUUAGAUCUUGGCAGUGGUGCAAGCAUAACAGCUAUAAUAUCCACUGUAGAGUUAAUAUUACUCGAGGUUGAGCAUAGGCAUUGUGCAAGACAUAUUUAUUUCAAUUGGGCAAAGUUGGGUCAUAGAGAAAAGUGGCCUAAAAGUGAUGACAUUGCUCCUAGAAUCAAAAAAAAGGUUGAGGAACCAAAGGCAAAGUCACAGGGAUGUAGUGUGCAACCAAAUGGGGUUAAUGAGCUUGAGGUCAAUGAUGGUGGGGAUCAACAUGUUGUCAAAUUUAAUGAUAAAACUUGCACAUGCAGAUACUGGCAACUCUCAGGGGUUCCUUGCCCUCAUGCUUUGGCUUGCAUAAUGUACAAAAGGUGGAGCAUAGACGAUUACAUUUUAGAUUUUUAUAAGAAAGAAAAAUAUUUGGUUGCCUAUGCAUACCCUCUUCAACGCAUAAGGAAAGGGACAAAAGCAUGGAAGACUAUGGGUGAAGAAGAGUUGUUACCACCACCUGUUAAGAGCAUGCUAGGGAGGCUGAUGAAAAAGGGAAGAAGACAUAAACGUGAACCACAAAAGAUCAGGAAAAGGAAGCUUAGGAAGCUUACUGGAAGAAGGAGAAAAAUGACAUGCAAGGGUGUUGAUGCUGCUGCCAGUAGUGUGCCUACAAGACCUACCACAAGAAGGCAAUGAGAAGGCUUGAAAAUUGCUUUUUAAAUGGAAAUGCUUUUGUCAGUUUUUAUCUUUUUUGAAUAGUGGUGAUUUAGGGCUUUGGUUUAUUCAAAUUGUGAUCAAAUAGGUUAAACCAAUGCCAUGUCCUUAUCUAUAUUGCUUAUAUCAGUGAAUGACCAAAAACAACAAUGUAUAUGGUCAUAUGGAUUCUACAUUCUGUAUAUUUUGUAACAAUAAAUUGCAAAAACAACA
This is a messenger RNA of Rubroshorea leprosula, 1674 nucleotides long. The record is from the annotation of a GenBank genome assembly. Lineage: Eukaryota; Viridiplantae; Streptophyta; Magnoliopsida; Malvales; Dipterocarpaceae.